This is a messenger RNA of Knipowitschia caucasica, 4566 nucleotides long. The record is from the annotation of a GenBank genome assembly. NCBI's taxonomy places the organism in Eukaryota, Metazoa, Chordata, Actinopteri, Gobiiformes, Gobiidae.
AUGAACCCACCGAGACCCGACGAGUUCAAGCCGCCUCCCGAGUGCCCAGUCUUCGAGCCCAGUUGGGAGGAAUUCGCCGACCCGUAUGCUUUCAUCAAUAAAAUACGACCGAUCGCAGAGAAGACUGGCAUUUGUAAAGUUCGACCGCCCCCGGGUUGGCAGCCUCCUUUUGCUUGUGAUGUUGACAAACUACACUUUGUUCCCCGUAUCCAGAGGCUCAAUGAGCUUGAGGCUCAAACCAGAGUCAAGCUCAACUUCUUUGACCAGAUCGCCAAGUUCUGGGAUUUGCAGGGAUGUACACUGAAGAUCCCUCAUGUCGAGAGAAAGCUGCUGGAUUUAUACAAGCUGAACAAGCUUGUAGCAGACGAGGGUGGCUUCGAUGUGGUGUGUCUUGAGAGGAGAUGGACCAAGAUCGCAGUUCAAAUGGGUUUCACUCACGGAAAAGCCAUUGGCUCUCACCUCCGAACACAUUAUGAGAAAAUCCUCUAUCCCUACAAUCUGUUCCAGAGCGGAGCCAACCUGCUCACCCCAGAGGCAGCUUCCAAACUGAUGCGUUUGGAGGCUGAUCCUGAAACUGACCAGUGUGUUCAGAAACCCGUGGAGAGUAAAAAGGUUGAAGAGGAGGCAGACGUCAAAGACCCCGUCCCCAAACUGAGUCCAGACUCCAGCACCCGCAGAGCCAAGCGCAUGAAGACUGAGGGUGUCUGUGUCAAGAGUGAGCCAGGGGAGCCGGGAGAGAACAGGCCGAACCUCAGGCGAAGGAUGGGCUCAUUUGUUGCCAAACAGGAACCAGAAAAGGAGAUUCCCAUCCAAGUGAAACAGGAGCCAGUUGAAAACCCAGAGCCUAUUGUUGAACCUGAGAAAUUAAAAUCCCGUUACAAGAAACAAGUCCUGCCUCCCGUUCCCCCAAACCCAAGUGCGCCCUGCUCUGCGUCUGUGCAGGUGGACCUGGUGGUGUGUUUGGUUUGUGGCAACGGAGAAGACGAGGAUCGCCUGUUACUGUGUGACGGCUGUGAUGACAGCUACCACACUUUUUGCCUCAUCCCGCCGCUCCACGACGUUCCCAAAGGAGACUGGAGGUGUCCCAAGUGUCUGGCCCAGGAGUGCAGCAAACCGCACGAGGCGUUCGGCUUCGAGCAGGCGUUCCGAGACUACUCCCUGCGAGCGUUUGGACAGAUGGCUGAUGCUUUCAAGUCCGACUACUUCAACAUGCCGGUCCAUAUGGUGCCCACGGAGCUGGUGGAGAAGGAGUUUUGGCGUCUGGUUGGAGCCAUCGAUGAAGAUGUGACGGUGGAAUACGGCGCUGAUAUCGCCUCUAAAGAGUUCGGCAGUGGGUUCCCCAUUCCCAACGGCAGGUUCAAGGUGGCACCAGCAGAUGAGAAAUACCUGAAAUGUGGGUGGAACCUGAAUAAUCUUGCGAUGAUGAACCGGUCAGUGCUCACUCACGUAACUGCAGACAUCUGUGGAAUGACGCUGCCCUGGCUCUAUGUGGGCAUGUGCUUCUCCUCCUUCUGCUGGCACAUUGAGGACCACUGGAGCUACUCCAUCAACUACCUGCACUGGGGGGAACCUAAAACGUGGUACGGCGCUCCAGGUUUUGCAGCGGAGCAGCUGGAGGAGGUGAUGAGGAAGCUGGCCCCAGAGCUGUUUGACUCUCAGCCUGAUCUGCUGCAUCAGCUCGUCACCAUCAUGAACCCCAACGCCCUGAUGGCACACGGCGUCCCGAUCUACAGGACAAACCAGUGCGCUGGAGAGUUCGUUGUCACUUUCCCCAGAGCUUAUCACAGCGGCUUCAAUCAGGGCUUCAACUUUGCAGAGGCCGUCAACUUCUGCACAGUCGACUGGAUGCCGUUGGGGAGGCAGUGUGUGGACCAUUAUCGCUCUCUCAAUAGAUACAAUGUGUUUUCUCACGAUGAAAUGGUUUGUAACAUGGCGUCCAAAGCAGACACCCUGGAUGUGGUUCUGGCUUCAGCCGUUCACAAAGACAUGGCCCUGAUGAUCCGGGAAGAGCAGGAGCAGAGGGAAAGAGUCAGGAAGAUGGGCGUGGCUCUUCUGAAAGAAGCCAAAUACGACAACCUGCAGGACGACGAGCGUCAGUGUGUGAAGUGCAAGACCACGUGUUACCUGUCUGCGCUGACGUGUCCCUGCAGCCCUGGGGUCCUGGUCUGUCUGCACCACAUGGACCAGCUGUGCGCCUGCCCCACCUCCAGCUACACGCUCAAUUUCAGAUACAACGUGGACGACCUGUUCCCCAUGAUGAGCGCAGUGAAAGCACGCGCUCAGCUGUAUGACGACUGGGCUGUGCGUGUGAGCGAAACUCUGGAGGCCAAACUGGAGAAGAAGAGAGGUUUGCCUGUUUUCCGGAGUCUUUUGAGCGAAUCUGAAUCGAAAACGUUCCCUGAAAACGAUCUGCUGCGUCGGCUCCGUGUCGUUACACAAGAUGCAGAGAAGUGUUCGACCGUAGCACAGCAGCUGCUCAGCGGCAAGAGGCAGACCAGAUAUUGUUGUGGAAGUGGAAAGUCUCGAAGCCAGCUCACGGUGCAGGAGCUGCGUUCAUUUGUCCGACAGCUUUACAAUCUCUCCUGCAGUCUCCCUCAGGCCCCAAAGUUAAAGGAGCUCUUGAACCGUAUCGAGGACUUCCAGCAGCACAGCGAGAAGGUGCUGUCCGACCAGGUGCCCAGCGUAACAGAGAUUCAGGGCCUGCUGGACGUGAGCUUUGACUUUGACGUGGAUCUGCCGGAGCUGCCCAGACUGCGCGUAUGUCUGGAGCAGGCCCGCUGGCUGGAGGCGGUGCAGCAGGAGAGCGGACAGCCCAAAACCCUGAGCCUAGAGAGCAUGAGGAGGCUGAUCGACCAGGGCGUGGGUCUAGGGCCGCACUCCUCUGUGGAGAAGGCCAUGGCCCGGCUCCAGGAGCUGCUCACCGUGUCCGAGCACUGGGAGGACAAGGCCAUCAGUCUGCUCAAGGCCAGACCCCCACACUCCAUAGAGACCCUGAGCGGAGCAGCGGAGAAGGCGUCUGUGAUCCCCGCUCACCUCCCAAACUGUCUGCUUCUGAAGGACACCAUCAGGAAGGCCCGCGAGUGGCUCCAGGAGGCCGAGGAGCUGCAGGCGGAUGGUGGAGUUCCUUUGGCAGACUCGCUGUCAGACAUGGUGCUCAGAGGACAGGCCAUCCAGGUCCACCUCGAGCCACUGGACAAACUGGAGACACUUAUGUCUGAAAUCCAAGAGUGGAAAGAAGAGGCCGCUUCAGCUUUUCGUCUCAGAGACUCGUCCCUUUCGCUGCUGGAGAUCCUUUGCCCUCGAUGUGAAGUUAGUAGUUUAGGAUCUCCAAAGCGGAAAGCCAAAAAAGGAAAAGAAUUUCCUAAAAACAACAAAAAGAAAACUCCAAAACCCAGCAUUCUCGGGGAGGUGGAGAAGGCACUUUCAGACACCAACGAUUCUACCUCUGCACUUGCGACCUUGGAGGAGCUUCGACUGCGGGAGAUGGAGUCUUUUUUUAACCUCAGAGCGGCCAACGAGUCCAAACUGCUGCCGACCACCGACUGCAUGGACCUGCGAGUGUGCGUGUGCCAGAAGCCCCCGAUGGGCGCCAUGCUCCAGUGUGAACUCUGCCACGACGCCUUCCACUCCGCCUGCGUCUCGGACCUAUGUGAACGAACACAGCCUUGGCUUUGCACACGCUGCCGGCGCUCCGAAAAACCUGCGUUGGGGACAAUAAUCUCCCUGCUGGCGUCGCUGGAGCGCCUGGGGGUGCGGCUACCCGAAGGAGACGCGCUGAACUAUGUAGUAGAGAGGACAGUGGACUGGCAGCAGAGGGCACAGCAGAUUCUGUGUGCGAUACUCAAACUGGAGGAGAGAGCUGGGACCCCCCCCACUCUGACACGCUGGGCUCCUGGCAACACGGAGCUGCCCAAAAACACACAGGCUCCUUGUCUAACACCAGAGUGGAACAGGAUCAGCCACGCUCAAACCGUUUUCUACACUGAGCAGAAAUGCAUACCUCUACAAGGCUUGAGCAGAGACAUGGAGGAGCUGUUGGUGGAGGGACUUCUUCUGCAGGUGUCGGUCCCAGAGGUCCAGAGUUUGUACCAUGUUCUACUGGACCAGGCCCAGGACCAGCUCUCAGACCGACUGUCCCCCACAGCCCCUGAGUUCAGCCCUCAGGAAGACUCCCUCCCCUCGCCGCUGGAUGUGGAAGCCAUUGUGUCAGAAAAGAAAUGUAAGCGUCAUAUUGAGCGGGACAGUUUAAACACAGACUUCAGGGGCAGUGAGAAAAAACACCCUCUCAAACGACAGAAACUGAAUAAAAAAAAUCACCUGCAUCGACGGCCCGCCUCCACCUCCUCGUCUCCACGAUCGGACGGAUCACAGUCCGAGAACUCUGAGGACGAGACAGACGUGUGUCCAGCAGAGAGGUGCCAGGUGCCAGAGGGAGACGAGGUCAACUGGGUGCAGUGCGACGGCAGCUGUAAUCAGUGGUUCCACCAGGUCUGCGUGGGCGUCACAGCGGAGAUGGCGGAGAAAGAGGACUACAUUUGCGUCAGAUGCUCAAUCAGCGACGUCUGA